This is a messenger RNA of Acaromyces ingoldii, 1753 nucleotides long. Its product is annotated as putative rRNA pseudouridine synthase. The record is from RefSeq and is a predicted model, not a curated record. The coding region runs from base 175 to 1635 and encodes 486 amino acids. Gene Ontology annotation, biological process: snRNA pseudouridine synthesis; box H/ACA sno(s)RNA 3'-end processing; rRNA pseudouridine synthesis. Gene Ontology annotation, molecular function: RNA binding; pseudouridine synthase activity. Gene Ontology annotation, cellular component: box H/ACA snoRNP complex. Lineage: Eukaryota; Fungi; Basidiomycota; Exobasidiomycetes; Exobasidiales; Cryptobasidiaceae. The transcript has 2 exons.
CUCUGGCAGAUGAUGCGACUGAAAUUACUGAAAUUUCCGCGUGGCUGAAAGUGACACGUGACCGCGAAGCUCUGCCCGCGCGCCUGCCGCCCUCUCUUUUUUGGAAUUUUUUCUUCCUCGCUUUUGGAACAUUGCAGCCUACGCCCCUUGUAGGAGACACAGAGACAAGGCACGAUGGAGGCACAGGUCAGCGGCGAUUUCAUGAUCAAGCCCGACAGCACGGGGGCGAAGCUGAACACGGACCAGUGGCCGCUGCUGCUCAAGAACUAUGACAAGCUCCUCGUGCGGUCGUCGCACUUUACCCCGAUCCCGCACGGGUGCUCGCCGCUCAAGCGGGACCUGCACAGCUACGUGCGCUCGGGCGUCAUCAACCUGGACAAGCCGUCGAAUCCGUCGUCGCACGAGGUUGUCGCCUGGAUCCGGCGCAUCCUCCGUGUCGACAAGACUGGCCACUCGGGCACCCUCGACCCCAAGGUGACGGGCUGCCUGAUUGUGUGCGUCGACCGUGCCACGCGUCUCGUCAAGUCGCAGCAGGGCGCAGGAAAGGAGUACGUCGCCGUGCUCCGGCUCCACGACAAGCUGGUCGACGCCAAGAAGCUGCCCCGCGUGCUCGAGACGCUCACGGGCGCCCUCUUCCAGCGGCCGCCGCUCAUCUCGGCCGUCAAGCGCCAGCUGCGCAUCCGCACCAUCUACGAGACGAAGCUGCUCGAGUUUGACAACGACCGCCACCUGGCCGUCUUUUGGGUCUCGUGCGAGGCCGGCACCUACAUCCGGACCCUCUGCGUUCACCUCGGCCUGCUCCUCGGCGUCGGCGGGCACAUGCAGGAGCUGCGCCGGGUGCGGAGUGGUGCGCUGGGCGAAAACGACGACAUUGUGACGAUGCACGACGUCCUCGACGCCCAGUGGCUCUACGACAACCAGCGCGACGAGUCGUACCUCCGCCGCGUCAUCCGGCCCCUCGAGUCGCUCCUGAUUGGCUACAAGCGCGUCGUCGUCAAGGACUCGGCCGUGAAUGCCGUCUGCUACGGCGCCAAGCUCAUGAUCCCCGGUCUGCUCCGCUACGAGCAGGCCAUCGAGGUCGGCGAGGAGGUGGUGCUCAUGACGACAAAGGGCGAGGCCAUCGCACUGGCCUAUGCCCAGAUGAGCACCGCCGACCUGGCCACGGCCGACCACGGCGUCGUGGCGAAAGUCAAGCGGUGCAUCAUGGAGCGCGACACGUACCCGCGCCGCUGGGGCCUGGGCCCCAAGGCGCUCGAGAAGAAAAAGAUGGUCAAGGACGGCAAGCUCGACAAGCACGGCCGCACCAUCGACGGCGUCACGCCCCAGAACUGGAAGGACGACUACAUCGACUACUCGAGCCAGACGCAGACGGCCAUUGCCGUCGACCCCAAUGCCAAGCCAGCGGCUGUGACGACUACCACCACCACAUCGACGAAGCGAAAGGCAGACGAAGUGGGCGACGACUCGGUGGCACCCGCUGGCGAGACAGAGGAGGAGCGCAAGAAGCGAAAGAAGGAAAAGAAGGAAAAGAAAGCAGCAGCGGCGGCCGCGGCCGCGGCUGGCGGCUCAGCAGGCGCAGACGGCGAGGAAGAGACGCCGAAAAAGAAGAAAAAGAAGGACAAGAAGGAAGAGUAGUCUUCUAUUCUCUUCUGCACGCGUUCAUUUCUCAGUCUCUCUCUCUAUCUUGGCUCUUUGUCUGUACUCUAUUUCAGCAUCUGAAUGGCAUCUGCCCCUCUAUCUACACACACAAGCC